Molecule: messenger RNA, 544 nt
Organism: Meloidogyne enterolobii
Lineage: Eukaryota; Metazoa; Nematoda; Chromadorea; Rhabditida; Meloidogynidae
Source: the annotation of a GenBank genome assembly
UUAGAAUACUUGUAUAAAAUUUGAGAGGAGAGGAGGUGAAGCUGAUUAUGUUGAUUUAAAAAAUGAAAGAGGAGAAGGGUAAGGAGGGGAAAAGGGUUUUUGAAUUGUAAUUUUGGGGGAGGGAAAUUGGGAAUUCUUCAAAGUUUUUGAAGCUUCUUUCAAUGUUCUGCAUUAUAAUAGAAAGAGUUUAUCGAAAGCUUAGCCACCGGGCCUGCGAACUUCUGACAGUUAUUGCUAGGCGCUUUCGCUCACCAUAUACAGGAACUCUACCACUAAAUCACCGGAGCAACGACUAAUGCUUUCUCUUUUACGUGUCACGACACUUGCAGAUAUGACAUUUGCAGACCCGACACUUGCAGACCCGACUUUUGCAGACCCGACAUUUGCAGAUACCGACACUUGCAGAUAUGACACUUGCAGAUCAGACAUUUGCAGAUCCGACUUUUGCAGAUUAGACCCAUUUCGCUCUCUUCUUUACCUUACCUAUACACCGUGGAGUGUUUGCUGCUGCGGAGGAAUCCUGGGAUGCCCAUAUCAUCGAUGA